UUUCCUUUUGUUCCUGGGCUAAGCUGCUGUGCGGUCUGGUUCUCUACUAUCUCCUUUGUUUCCUUUCUUCAUCAUCGACUACGAUACUAUAUUCCCGUCGCUCUUUUUUCACAGCAUCGCAUCCAACUGAGAACCCUUUGACGGACUACGACUCCCCGACGACACGGUUCCAUUUCCACCCUGCUUGACUCUUCUGGCUACACGAUUUACUGUCGUGACUGUUCGCCCUAAACCAAAACGAGUACUAAAAACAUCCGAGCGCCCGUUCUUCUUCGCACCCUGCUUGCGUUUUGGCCGCUGCACUAUUCCCAGCUUGGACUGUCCAUCCCUCCCACCGUAGAGAGAGAGGCCCGAGCACGCUGCCAACACGGCUCGCGCUGGUUGUCCACCUGCCCACUACUGUACGUACUGUACAGGACUGUGCUGCUACUGCUGCUUUCUGCUGCCACUAAACCAGGCUCGCCCCCCUGGAACCACCACCCACCACCCCCCGGGCGCCGCACGCACACUGUCCACUUUUGCCUAUCGCCCAACGCACACACCCCCAGCACCAGCGCCGUCGGCCCAUUCUGCUCGCUCCUCUCCUUUCCCACCCAACACUCGAUCCUCCUCUUCCUCUUCCUCCCCCCCAUCCCGACCAACGACCAACACACCGCAAAGCAAAAGCCUGGUUGUGCGGAUCUUGCUUUCCCUUUCGCUCAUUACUACCCUCCUUCGCUCUCUUUUGCUCCUCUUUUUUUCUUUCCUCUUCUUUUUUGUUCUUCCUUUUCUCAUCUUCAUCCAUCGCUCUUCGGUCCGCAUCCCCUUGCCGUCGACAUCGCAAGCCUCGACAACCUCCUCGCCCUCUCGUCCCUGCUUGCGUGAUUUGUCCUCGACUUCGCCUUCGACACAGGACAUCUUCACCAGCGGCAGUCUCUUUCGACAUCCACCGACCCAGUACAUAUCGGUGCCUCGUCGAAAGUCGCUGAAUUGCUUGUACCUGGGCGGCUCGUCUCGACGUACCGAACGACGCAAUUUUCUUUUUGACGACCUGCUCGUCUCGACACUCUUUUCCACGACGCUUAGAAUUCGCGACUCCUGUCGGGCCAUUCUAGCCUCCAUUCGCUCUUGCAUCUUUCUGUUAAUCUAAAUAAAGGAAAAAUACAAUAACCGCAGUCAUCAUGGCUCCUACCAACAAGGUCCUGCUCGCCUCCGCCCUGGCUCUGGCUUCCACUGCCUCUGCCGUCGCCCCCGAGCACCCUCGCAUUUACUACCCUCAUAAGGUUAAGCGCACUGGUGAACAGGCCCCCGAGCGCCGUCAGUUUGGCAACACCGGCUUCAACCUCGCCGACUUCUUUGGCCAGGCUAACCGCGGCGGUGUUUCCCCUGCCCAGGCUCCUCCCAGCAGAUUCCAGCAACCCGACAACAGCAACAACAACCACGGACAGGACUCUACCAACCAGGGCGGUCUUGGUGGCAUCUUGGGCGGCAUCUUUGGCGGCAACGACGACGACGACGUUGUUACCACCGUUGUCAUCUCCAAGACCGUCACCGUUCCUCCAAAGGGCACUGGCAGCCAGCAGCCCACUGUCGUCUCUCCCACCAAGAAGCCCACCAGCAAGGCUAGCCAGCCCCCCCAGUCUACCGACAAGAACACCAACACGGGCAUCACUGUUGGCACUUCGUCUGUCGAUGUGCCUGUUUCCAGCCCUACGCCUUCGUCUACUAAGCCAGGCGGCAUCAUUGCUACUCUCACCAGCCUUCUGGGCAACGACCCCAAGUCUAGCAGCACACCUGGCGCCUCUCAGGAGACCUCCACCCCUGCUGGCACUUCUACUUCCAGCGGCACCAGCUCCGUCAUUGCUACAGACACCGUCUCGAGCAGCAGCAAGCUCAUUCCCUUGCCCACGAGCAUCAUCUCGAUCCCCACGUCCAGCUCUAUCGUCACUAUUAGCACGCCUCCUGACAACACUACCAUCAGCACGCUUCCUCCUCCUCCCAGCAGCAGCACUGCCGUUAUUACUACCGGCAGCCAGCCUCCCCCUACGUCCAGCUCGAUCGUAACUGUUCCUACGUCGUCAGUCGUCACUUCCAGUUCGACCGUCCCUGACAACAACAGCACGAUUGUCAGUGUUCCUACCACCAGCCAGACCAAGGUGGUGCCUACUACCACCCCCAUCGGUGGCGACAACAGCACCUCGGUGGUUGUUCCUACUAGCCAGCCAGUUUCGUCUCAGGUGCCCGUCGUUAGCAGCACGCCCACGCCCACCUCGUCUGCUCCCGCUACUUGGAUCCCUACCACCAUGGUUAUGGCGCCCAGCACCAUGUCUUCCUUCAUUGCUCCCAGCAGUGGAACUAGCAGCGAGACCAAGUCUGCUCUGCCCACGGACGUGCCCAAGAACAUUGUGCCCCCCAGCGGUGAUGACAGCAACAAGCCUCCUCCCAAGGGCACCGUUGCCAUCCAAAUUGGUUUCUUGUUCCAGCUCAACUACAACUUUGUGUCCACCAACGCAGAUGCUGCUGCUCAGAUCUUCAACUACCUGCCUCCUGCUCUUGCUGGUGUUGCUGGUAUUAGCGCCGACAAGGUUCCCGUCACCAAGCUGGUUCCCUUUGACACCCGCCGUGACCUGGGCUACAUCACCACUCUUGCCAAGGUUAACUGGCCCGAGUCUCAGCUUGAUGCUCUCAAGAACGCUCUCUGGGAGCCCAGCUCUGCUCUGUACAACAACGAGCAGGGCAUCGUCCGCAGCUUGACCGCCAUCAUCAACCCCAAGAUUCCUCUGUUGGCAACUGGUGACGACAACGGCUCCAGCGGCAACGGCGGUGUUAGCGGCACUGGUGCUGGUGGCUCUAGCAGCGGUGGCGGCGACCCCUUCCAGUCCAGCGGCGAUGGCUCGUCCAACGACAACUCCAAGCAGAAGGCUACCACCAUUGGUAUCGCUGUCGGCUCGCUCGGCAUUGGUGUCAUGUAUGGUGCUGCCAUGUUCAUUGUCGCUCGUCGCUACAAGCGCAAGCGCUCUCUCCGCCGCGCCAACGCUGCCAACGAUGCUGCCUCUGCUGAGAUGCAGUACACUGACAACGGCAGCCCUGCCCUGAUGGGUGGUGCUCUUGUCAGUGCGCAAAACACCUCUUAUGGCGGUGUUUCCAGCCACAACGGCCCUGUCAUCUCUAGCCAGACCAGCACUGGUGGUCGCAGCAACCCCAGCGACGCCCGCUCUGCCGGCAUCUCCCACCCUGUUGCCACCGAGAACUCUCUUGGCUGGAGCUAAACGGACUUUGAACAUUGGGAACUCUCUUGACUGAAAGCUUCCUCCCCCACCUGUACUUAUCUGUCGCGGGGUACACCUUUUUCUGUAAAUGGCCCUCGUUGACAUUGUUGUCUGCUCGAGUUAUUUUAUCAUCUUUUACCACUUUCUUAUACCCAAGGACGGCAUGUUACUUUUUUGAUAUACCUCUAAGGGUCGGCCAAUCAGCCCCUUUUUGGCAUCUGCCAUGACGAAUGAUGUAUGCGCGCUUGGUUUUUACUUUGAUUUUGCAUCGCCAGAACAUCUCUGGUACACAACCAUUUGCAACGCCUAUGCAGUCAUGGAUAAACAGAUGCCUGGGGCAAGCUGAUUGGCGAUUCGCGGCUCCGCAGCUGCACACCCCUUUUUUGGCAUCUUAAUAUCUCAUUUUUUUUUGGAUUUUAUUUUUGGAUCUGUAUGGAUGGCAUUUAGAAGAGGAAGAACGCCCCUUCUCUUGUCUUCUUUGUCAGGGGAGGGAAGGGUGCGCGCCUUGCACCGCUAUUUGGAUACUCUGUACGAUUUGCAUGCGUGGCAGAGUCGGUUAUGUUGGAGAAGGCAAGAACUAAAGAAGAUAAAAAUGUACAUAUAUUCUUUGGCUAGCUUGAUGAGAUGCAUACAACUGAUUUGUUUUAUUUGAUCAUCAGGCCGCGCAGGAGCAUACAUGACCGGCUGUGCGCUGUGUGUCGAGACUCUACCAUGCCACCUUUUUAUUUCUUAUACACCCUGCAUGGGGCAUAGGCAGCAAAUAGAAUGGUUGCAUAC
This is a messenger RNA of [Torrubiella] hemipterigena, 4025 nucleotides long. The record is from the annotation of a GenBank genome assembly. Lineage: Eukaryota; Fungi; Ascomycota; Sordariomycetes; Hypocreales; Clavicipitaceae.